Molecule: messenger RNA, 2016 nt
Organism: Capsella rubella
Lineage: Eukaryota; Viridiplantae; Streptophyta; Magnoliopsida; Brassicales; Brassicaceae
Product: probable arabinosyltransferase ARAD1
Exons: 2
Coding region: 322-1773 (483 amino acids)
Molecular function (GO): glycosyltransferase activity
Source: RefSeq, a predicted model, not a curated record
AUUUGUUCUUCCUUGUUCUCCGCCGCAUUGUCUCGGCUCCAUGAGAGAUCAAACUCUUCCCAAAGAAGCUUCUUCUUCUUCUUCUUCUACAUUCCCCAUAGCACCAAUCACGCUUUCGCAUCCCAAUUCGAAACGUGAGUUCUCCUUUUCCCUAUUCUCGAUCGCAUCGAGCAACCAAGUGUCGCGAGAAACACUUUAACCUAGAUCGAUGAUUCGCUUUAUAAUCAAUCUCACGAGCUGAUUCUGUAAUGUAGAAGCCCUAAUUUCUUGGGUAUGUAUGUAUGUUGUGUGUGAUUUGAUUUGAUUCUCUUUGAUCCUUUUAUGGCAAUGGUUGAGAAGAAUGGUUCUGCGAUUGGGUAUGUAGCUCGGAAUCUGUUACUAUGCUUAUUCGUCGUAACUACGAUCUUAUUCGCGCUUUCGUGUUACUUUGUGUUGCGUUCCACUGCUCAUAAUCGAUUCCUCAGCUCCACAUUUUCAUCUAAAUCAUUCGAUGUGAAUGUGAAAGGGGUAAAGAGGGAGAGAGAUGAUUGUAGUAGGUGUGUUAAGGAUGAUAAGUCGGUGAUAGCGAAGGCGGCUCCUCUUAAGGUUUAUAUGUAUAAUAUGGAUCCAGAGUUUCAUUUCGGAUUGUUAGAUUGGAAACCUGAUGGGAAGAAGAAAGGUAGUAGUAGUGUAUGGCCUGAUGUUCAGAAGUUUAUACCGCCUUAUCCUGGAGGGUUGAAUUUGCAGCAUAGUAUCGAGUAUUGGCUUACGUUAGAUUUACUUGCUUCGGAGUAUGAGAAUGCGCCGAGGACUGUUGCUGCGAAACGGGUUUAUAAUUCUACUGAAGCUGAUGUUAUCUUUGUGCCGUUUUUUUCGUCUUUGAGUUAUAAUCGGUUCUCUAAGGUGAAUCCUCAUCAGAAGAUUAGUAAGAACAAGGAUUUGCAAAGGAAGUUGGUUAGUUUUUUGACUGCUCAAGAGGAGUGGAAGAGAUCGGGUGGUAGAGAUCAUGUGGUUCUUGCUCAUCAUCCGAAUAGUAUGUUGGAUGCUAGAAACAAGCUGUUUCCUGCAAUGUUUAUACUCUCGGACUUUGGAAGGUAUCCUCCUACUGUGGCGAAUGUUGAGAAAGAUAUCAUUGCGCCUUAUAAGCAUGUUAUCAAAGCGUAUGAAAACGAUACGUCUGGUUUCGAUAGCAGACCGAUUCUGCUUUACUUUCAGGGUGCCAUAUACAGGAAAGAUGGUGGGUUUGUGCGUCAGGAGUUAUUCUACCUCUUGCAAGAUGAGAAAGACGUUCAUUUCUCGUUUGGGAGUGUGAGAAAUGGAGGCAUAAACAAAGCAAGCCAGGGAAUGCACAACUCUAAGUUCUGCCUCAACAUUGCCGGAGACACUCCUUCAUCAAACCGUCUCUUUGACGCCAUUGCCAGUCACUGUGUGCCUGUCAUUAUUAGCGACGACAUUGAGCUUCCUUUCGAGGACGUUCUUGAUUACUCUGAGUUCUCGGUGUUUGUUCGCACCGCUGAUGCAUUAAAAGAAAACUUUCUAGUUAAUUUAAUAAGGGGAAUAAGCAAAGAGGAAUGGACACGAAUGUGGAAGAGACUACAGGAAGUGGAGAAACAUUAUGAGUUCCAUUUUCCGUCGAAGGUAGAUGAUGCAGUCCAGAUGAUAUGGCAAGCGAUUGCACGUAAAGUCCCGAGUGUAAAAAUGAGAAUUCAUAAGUCUAGAAGGUAUUCUGGAUCUGCUUCUGAUACAGGGAAAGAAUCAAGAUGGUCUUCAUUGAUACCUCGGAGUUUUUGGUGAAUAACUAUGAGAUUUUUUUGUCUGUCUUCAUUUUCUCAGAGGACAUCUUUUUUUUUUCUUUGUGUAGAGAGAAGUUUAUGUUGGAUCAGAUGAUUUGUGAACUUUUUCUCCAAAUCAUAGGUUAUAUAUAGCCAGAGAGAUAAGUCUUUAUUCUAAUUUGAUUUCUGCUUUUCACCAUAGAAAGAAUAAUAAUGUUGUAAGUUGAUUUGUUAAAAUUGUUUCAUUUUAAUCUCUUUUUGUUAA